AUGGAUUUAGGGUACCAUCAUCAGCUUCAACCACAGCAGCAGCAUCAGCAGCAGUACCAACAGCAAUACGGUAACGCAGCUGGCUAUGGUGGUCAUGGGACGCGGGAGAAAUCUCUACUGCCACAGCGGUCAGUAGUGUCGAAGGGAAAAUACUCUUUGCAGGACUUCCAAAUCAUGAGAACGCUCGGUACGGGGUCGUUUGGUCGAGUACACCUGGUGAGAUCUGUCCAUAACGGGAGAUACUAUGCGAUGAAGGUUCUGAAAAAGCAGCAGGUUAUCAAGAUGAAGCAGAUUGAGCAUACCAAUGACGAAAGGCGGAUGUUGAAAUUGGUGGAGCAUCCGUUUGUGAUUCGCAUGUGGGGGACGUUCCAGGAUGCCAGAAAUUUGUUCAUGGUGGUCGAUUACAUUGAAGGUGGAGAGCUUUUCUCUCUGUUGCGUAAAUCGCAUCGGUUUCCGAACCCUGUGGCGAAGUUUUACGCUGCGGAGGUGACACUGGCGUUGGAGUACAUGCACGCACAUAAUAUCAUCUACCGUGAUCUGAAACCGGAAAAUAUUCUACUGGAUCGCAACGGUCACAUCAAAAUAACCGAUUUCGGCUUUGCCAAGGAGGUCGUCACGGUGACCUGGACGCUGUGUGGGACCCCUGACUACAUUGCUCCGGAGGUGAUCACGACGAAGCCUUAUAACAAGUCUGUUGACUGGUGGUCACUUGGCGUUCUGAUCUUUGAGAUGUUGGCUGGGUACACGCCUUUCUACGACACAACUCCGAUGAAGACUUACGAAAAGAUAUUGCAGGGUAAGGUCAACUACCCACCGUUUUUCCACCCGGAUGCGGUCGACUUAUUGAGCAAGCUGAUUACAGCAGAUCUGACAAGAAGAUUGGGCAAUUUGCAAAGCGGUUCCGACGACAUCAAGUCCCAUCCCUGGUUCAGCGAGGUCGUAUGGGAAAAGCUGCUAGCCAAGGACAUCGAGACGCCCUACGAGCCACCGAUUACCCCCGGCGUAGGUGACACCUCGCUGUUCGAUCAGUACCCCGAAGAGCAUCUGGACUACGGCAUCAAGGGCGAAGACCCUUACGCACAAUAUUUCACAGAUUUUUGA
This is a messenger RNA of Torulaspora globosa, 1101 nucleotides long. It is a transcript of the gene TPK2, whose product is annotated as cAMP-dependent protein kinase catalytic subunit TPK2. The coding region runs from base 1 to 1101 and encodes 366 amino acids. Gene Ontology annotation, biological process: peptidyl-serine phosphorylation. Gene Ontology annotation, cellular component: nucleus; cAMP-dependent protein kinase complex. The transcript has a single exon. Gene Ontology annotation, molecular function: ATP binding; cAMP-dependent protein kinase activity. Lineage: Eukaryota; Fungi; Ascomycota; Saccharomycetes; Saccharomycetales; Saccharomycetaceae. The record is from RefSeq and is a predicted model, not a curated record.